Molecule: messenger RNA, 1806 nt
Organism: Chlorella variabilis
Lineage: Eukaryota; Viridiplantae; Chlorophyta; Trebouxiophyceae; Chlorellales; Chlorellaceae
Exons: 12
Coding region: 1-1806 (601 amino acids)
Source: RefSeq, a predicted model, not a curated record
AUGAGUGACCCCAGGACAGCGCUCAAGGUCAGCGCCAACAGCGGGAGGCGGGACCGGCAUCCCUCCUCACAAUGCAACCCCGGCAAUCUCAUCGCCCCUGGCAUGCCAAAGGUUCCACCGGACCUGCAGGAAGUGCUCUCAAACAGAAGCAGCAAACGAUCUGUUUCUUCUGUAGCAGUAGCUCAGAGCCGAACGGCGGGCGCCGCAGAGGAGCAGGAGGCUGUGGCAGGCGUGCAGGGAGCAUUUACAACCUCUUCGGGCCGCCGCACAGCCGCGACGGCAGAGAAGAGCACCCCCGACUGGCGGCGGGCGGCGACGCCCCGGCAGCGUGGGACGAGCAGCAGCAGCAGCAGCAUGCUGCCGCGGCAACAGCACCGGGCGGCCUGGAGCGCUGCCCUGGCCGUGGUGGCGUGCUUGGGCCUUGCGGCGGCGCCCCUGGCAGCUCACGCGGCCGUCAAGCUUGGUGGCGACACAGACAUGGAGGGCAGCAGCCUGCUCACGCCCACCCGAGGCGAGGUCAUGGGGCGGACGUUCUACUUUGAGAUCCCUCACAACCCUGUUGGCGUGCUCUUCAUGGCCCACGGCUGCGUGCACGACGCCGCCGACUUCUGGCCACCCAGCAAGGCCUGCCCCGAGUGCUCAGGCCUGCCCGAGGAGGUGUCUCACACCAAGCAGGCGCUGGCGCGGGGCUACGCCGUGCUGGCUGUUGACUCCAAGGAUCGGGACCCCAUGAGCCGCUGCUACUCGUAUGGGGAGGACAAGUGGGGAGUCAAGUAUGUGCUGGAGAACUGGAUGAGGCAGUACAGCCUCCAGGCGCUGCCCGUCUUUGGGCUGGGCAUCUCCGCUGGCGCCUCCUUUGUGCUGCGCCUGCCCAAGCUCACCCGCGUCAACGGAAUCAUCUCGGAGGUGCUGGGCGCCACCUACGAGACCUUCCCUGUGGACAACCUGGGGGCCACCUACCCGCCCACCAUUUUCAUCGACAUGCAGAGAGACCGCACAAUGACAGCCCGCAUCGCGCAGAGCAUGCAGAAGCUCAUGGAGAACAGCGUGCCCACCGCCAAGAUUGCGGUGGACCCCCGCCCCGUCACCCGCUCCUUCUUUUCCGACCGCUCUGAGUUCAUCUCGCCCGAGCUGUCCCGCCGGAUCGUGAGCGGGCUGCACCAGAUCGGCAUGAUCGACGACGCGGGCAUGGUGACCUCCGACCCGCGGUACACCACGCAGCCGUGGCGGGACCAGCUGGCGGAGGUGUUGCCUGAGCUGGAGCCUGACACCGGCGAGACCGCGGGCCCCGCCUCCGACUGGGCCCUGAUCAGCGAGCAAAUGAACCUGGCCUGGGCCACCCACGAGAUUGUGGGGGACCACUUGGCCGCCAGCCUGGCGUGGCUGGAGUCGGAAGGCACCGCCGCCAUCGACCAGCUCGAGCGGGAGCUGCAGAUCAAGCGGCAGACCGCCACGCUGUCGGCCGACCGGCAGCAGCAGCCGGAGAUGCAGGACGACGAGGCGCUCAAGGAGGCGGCCAAGCAGGUGGCGGAGCAGCUGGCGACGACCACCGGGGAGCGGGACAACUGGGGUGACCUGUAUGCCGCGUACGUGGCGUGGCUCAAGGCCAACCCCACCGCCGCCAUCACCUUCCCCGCCUGGCGCGCCGCGUACGCGCCGGGGCGCAUGGGCUACAAGGACGCGGCGCACGCUGCGGAGGAGCGGGCGGCGGCGCGCGCGGCGGCGGCGGCGGCAGGCGCGCGUGGCGAGGCGCUGCCGGGGGCGCGUGAGGCGCUCGGGGUGGCGCCGCAGCACACCUCCCUGUGA